GUCGCGUGCUCGCCCCGCCGGCCGCCAUGAGGCACCUGCCGUACUUCUGCCGCGGGGAGGUGGUGAAGGGCUUCGGCAGGGGCUCCAAGGAGCUGGGCAUCCCCACCGCUAACUUUUCUGAGCAAGUAGUUGAAAGCUUUCCAUCUGAUAUCUCUACUGGUAUAUACUAUGGAUGGGCCUGUGUUGGAAAUGGAGAUGUGCAUAAAAUGGUUUUGAGCAUAGGAUGGAAUCCUUUCUAUAAGAAUAUUAAGAAAUCAGUGGAAACGCACAUUAUCCACACCUUCAAAGAAGACUUUUACGGAGAAAUUCUUAGUAUAGUCAUAACUGGAUAUAUUCGACCGGAAAAAAACUUUGAUUCCUUAGAGGCGCUCAUUUCAGCAAUUCAGGAAGACAUUGAAGAAGCAAAAAGACAGCUAGAUUUACCAGAACAUCUUAAACUCAAAGAUGAUAACUUCUUUCAUCUGCCAGAAGGCAAAAUAGUGAACAAUCACUGAGCAAACCCAUGCGGCUUUUUUUUUCUUGCCCUUUUUUUUUUUUUCUCCCCUGUCGUGGAGCUUUUAUAUUUGCACUGCUUUUAUAGGUACUUUGUUGUCAUAUGUCUGUUUAGGUAACUGAGGUUGGAACCAACCAUACAAGAUGAUUUCAGUUUCCUUGUGUUAAUUCAUCAUUAACCCAGUCACUCAAAAGGAGUAGAAGGCUGGUUUAGGUCCGUACAGAUAAAUUGUGUAUCCUAAAGUUACCAGUUGUUCAGACAUCUGAGCACAUGCAGAACAUGACCAAAGUUAAUUGUGACCUCUUCUGACCCUAAGGUAUGUGUAGUUCACUUAAGUGAAGAAUGUCUGUUUUUAACACACAGAAUGUUAUUCCAACCUCUUUUCCCAGUUUUAUGUCAUUCUUACAUCUGGAUUUUAGCUAGUAGCUUAGAAAGUUUUGCUGUUGAUUGAGUCCGAAAUUUCCUGUGGUGCAGGAAGCCAUUGAUUAGCUAACAAUAGCAAGAUUAAUUCUCUAUAGUUCUUAAUUUUUCUUACAUGCUACACAGCUGUCAUGGUUGAAGCUGUUAUUUUAGUUGAAAUUAUUUAUUUUAAGUUUAUUUGAAAAGGAGGAAGUCACUGUUGCUCAUUGAGUUACUGGAAUCUGAAAUACACUUCUUCAUAGUUGACUGUACAUAUGACAACAUAUGACCUGUGUAGUUUACUUCUGAGGAAUUGUUUCACUGAAAUUCAGGAAAUGAAUGACAGCGUGAAAGUUGUUAAAAUUUAAAGGUUCAGGCACAAAAGAUGCAGAAACAGUAUAACAAGACUUCUGCUCGUUGGGCCUUAAGGCAAAAGAGGUAAUGAAAGGCACCUUUGCAUUUUAUGUGCUGCUGGCAUUUGUCAUAGGAAAAUGAGGAGAACCUUGGGGUUAUUCACUGCACUGGCAAUAAAAUGGCUGACUUGAAGACUGACGUUAUUGUAAGGCAUAGAAAAAUCUCAUCAACUCUCUGCACCAAGUGCAGGUAAGAGCCAAGGUUUUGGCUGACCAAGUAGAUCAAUACACAAAUGAAAGCCUUUGGGGAUUCAUGGAAUAAUAUAUCAACUCUGUAGUGGGUAUUAGUUAUUUAUUACAAGUAAUUGCAGCUGGUCCUACUCUGAAAUGUAGGGAUAGAUAAAUGGAGUGGGUAUUUUCAGAAUUGAUAGUAAUUUGGAAAAUACUUCUUAAAGUGUGUAAUGUGUGAUUCCAGACCUAGUCUCUUUUUUCCUCUGAUAAUUUUUUCUGUCCCCUACUCAGUGAGUGGAACUAGGUAAGCUGCAGUGACUUUGUCAUGUUCAUAAUCUUUUGACGUCAGCUUGUGAUGUGGCUGGAACGUUUUCUGAAAUUCAGAAUGGCUCUGGGGAUAUGUCUCAACUGUAGUUCUGUGUCUGAACUACCAUGUACAAUUUGGAAUGCCCAAUUUCUGUAGUGCAAUUUUAUGAAUUUACUCCUUGUCCUAUCCUAUUUGAAUCCUACUUUUCACUCUAGGGUUUAAGAGAGUUUUAACAAGGUAGCCAUUUGGGUCUUUGUGGCAGGUGGUGUCAGGAUGUUAGUUCCACUUCGUAUUGUUUCAACUUUCAGCUAAUAUCAUGGGAUAUUAUUAGGGAAGAGGUCUUGAGCAAAUCCAGGACUCGUGUUUGCUCUGUAGGACUUCAGGAGAAACGUGAUUCCAUUUAAAUGAAUUAUUCACCAGUGCUGUUGACAGCAGAGACAGACGGACUACAGAAUUGCAUGGGGCAGUUAGCAGCAGUUAGAUAUACUUUCUUUUAAAGGAGAACAAAAUAAUUUAGUGGACUUCUACUAUAUAACGUGUUGGAAACUGUAUUUCUAAAAAGUCUGUAAAAGAAUUGUCUUGCAAGAGUGACAGUUGGAUAUUUUACAUUUUAAAAUGGAGGGAUGAAGGGAGAAAUUUUUUUUGCAAAGAUUUGAGGCAUUCUUGAGAUUAUAAUAAUAUAAAAAUCUUAUAUUUUACUUCUUUUUUUUUAAAGGAUAAACAAAAGCCACACUAGUCAACUGAAUAUAUUGUCAAGAAUGUAUUUAAAGAAUAGAUGGCUGUUCAUCAUGGUACUGUAGCUAAACACUCAUAGCCUUCCUUUAAAAUUGUUUUUUGCCAGUAGUUUCAUGUGUCUGUUGUGUAAACCAUGGUGCCUUAAGCUGAUUGUCUGAAUAAUACUUUUCUGUAUCUGCUAAUAAAUACUACUAUCAAAAAUUCAAUUCACGGUUUGAUUAUAGAACCACUGUGUGCUAUCAAUAGAGAACAAUGUUAAAGGGAAAACUUGAAAAACUGUUAGCUUGCUCUCAAAUCUUAGCUGAGGUGUGAUGUAUGGAUACACUAAACUAAUAAACUGCUCUUCCUGUGUUUGUCUUCAUAUUAGAGAAAAUGUUACUACAUUCAUUUGGCUGAGUGUACCUGUCCACAUUAUUUAAGAGAAAAUGUUAUAUAUCAACUGUUUAAACUCAAUACAUAAUUCUUAGCACAGUAUAAACUUUAUGAAGGGUUAUAUUUUUGUAUUAUGUACAAAUAACUGUAUUUAUUUCAGUUUAUGUUGCUGCACUGUACCAUUAAUAAAGGAACUGUAAUUGACAAAGUUA
Messenger RNA from Gymnogyps californianus (California condor), 3102 nucleotides. Its product is annotated as riboflavin kinase-like. The record is from RefSeq and is a predicted model, not a curated record. Gene Ontology annotation, cellular component: mitochondrion. Gene Ontology annotation, biological process: riboflavin biosynthetic process; FMN biosynthetic process. The coding region runs from base 27 to 494 and encodes 155 amino acids. Gene Ontology annotation, molecular function: riboflavin kinase activity. NCBI's taxonomy places the organism in Eukaryota, Metazoa, Chordata, Aves, Accipitriformes, Cathartidae. The transcript is spliced from 4 exons.